AUGGAGGAGGAUGGAGAGCCCCCGGCUCGGGCUGAGGCCCGCGUGGUGAGUGCCACGCUGAUGUGGAGGCAGCGCAGCCCUGUCCAGGACGAGGUCAGACACCACUUCCACAAGGUGUCCCUGGUGUCGGGGGCCAGGGCCGAUGCCUCUCGGGAGGAGCUGCUCAGCCACCAGCGAGAGGACCUCAAUGGCUUUGCCACCUGGGAAGAGGAGACAGCGACUUGCCAGGCCUCCUGGGAUGGGGCGGCCUCCAAGCACUUCCAGAGUCAUGGACCCAUCUUUUCUAAGAAGUUUGCCCCAUUGCCCAAGGAGAAAAGGCCACCUGGGAAGCUGGGGGAACCUGUGGAACGAGGUGAUGGCCGACACCAGGAGCCCAAGACAGAGACCUCCAGUGCAGCAUCUCUGGCCAGGACAGAGCUUUUGGUUCCACUGCCAGGACCCAGGGAGCCAAGCCCCCAUCCAGGGGGGAGUCUGCUCAGUGGGAGCCGCCACGAGGAACGGCGAGUGACACGCACUGUGCGGACCACUGUGGUGAUGGGUGGGCAUGUGGAGCGCCGGGUGAGCAGCUCGGUGACCGCGGUGCCUCCUGCAGCCGAUACCCUGCCCCGGGGCCGCAAUACUGUCCGUGCUGUCCGGGCAGUGGUGGUGAAUCCUCCGGCUGAGGGCUCCCCCAGCCGCAGCCAGGCCCUACAGCUCAUAAGCAGCCUGGUUCCAGUUGAGCGGGGUUCCUCUGCCAGUCACCAUCCCAGACUUCCCACUGUCAGGACAAGAAGCUCUGGCCUGGGAGGCCCAGUGGGAACAGUUUCGGGACAGCUGCCAGAGAUGGGGACAAGGGAGUCAAAGGACAUCUCCCCCAGAACGUCUGCACACCCAGCUCAGAACCAAGAGGUCCCUAUUACCCAUCCACACCGUGAACCUGGUAGAUCCCCAGAUCCUGGGUCCCAUGAGGGCUCCCGGGUGUCAGAGGUGUCCCAGCUUCGUCUGGCAUUGCCCUUGUCACCCAGACUCCAGCGUCAUCCCCUUUCCCAGGGCCAGCCCCCAGAGCAGCUGGUGGCUCCCCCUCACCCUAAACCCCAGUUCACGCUAGAGCCCAGGGUCCCUGAGGCCCUGCCCUCUGUCAACAGGGAAGGACUCACAGACACUCCCAUUGCCACUGGGGUGCUCACUGUGAGGAAUAAGGUGGCUGUUGUCCCCGAGCAGCCUCUGGCUCCCUCUGCUACAGAAAGUCAGGCUCACCCUAGCCCAGGAAGCCUCUCUGCUCCUUUGUCCCCACAAAACAAGGUGACUGAAGACUCAGAAAAUGUCCCCAUCUCCUCCGUUACCCUGAAAGAUGAGGUACAGACUAUCACUACUCCCCCAGCUGCUCCUCCAGUUGCUGUCUCCUCGGAGGACAAAAAGUCUCCCAGCCAAAAAGGUGCUCCUCACCCAGAGGGGGACAGAGUGUCCAUGGGAACGGGGCCCCACCUGAGCCCUAGUACCCCAAAAGAGAGUGUCCCAGAUGUCAAAAGCAGCCUAACCUCUUCCCUCACCAAGGAAGAGACAAUUCAGAGCCUGCCUGCUCAGGCAGGUCCACCCUCCAAACAGGAUAAGGUGGUUCAGGACUCAUCCCCCAGCCCUAAAGAGCUUGCCCUGAGUCCACAGGCCUCGACUGCCCCUUUUACCAUUCCUAGAGUGGUGGUGCAGGGGCCUGAUGAUGAUUCUCCUGCUCCCUCAUCCUCACUGGAUGAAGUGUCCCCCAGUCCUGGAAGCCCUGCAGCUCCCAUGCUGGAGGACAUACAGCCCAGCUUGGGGGCCCAACCAGUCUUCGACUUCCCUGAGAGCAAGACAAUCCCGGAGCUCUCAAGGGAGGAGGAGGAGUCAGUACUGACAGCUGACCUGGAGUCUUUCCUGGACACUCUGAGGAACAUGGAGCCCCCCGAGAUCCUCCGCACCCACCGGUUGCCGAGAGCCCCUCGCUCCUCCUACCUGGCCAGGUAUGCCACGCUGCCUGCCAUUGAGGAGGACCAGGCUGGGCCGUGGAUGCUGGGGCUUAGCUCCCAAGAGGUGUCCGAACUGGAAGAGAAUGAGGAGCAGGAGAAAGUGGAAAAGGAGGAAGAAGAGGAGGAAGAGCUGGAGGAGGAGGAGCUCCAGAACCCCUAUCUGAGUGAUGAUGAGAAGCUGCAGCGCAAACAGGAGAAAGCUGCACCCCAGCCACUCUGGGAGUCCAGGCCUGUGCGACACCCCGAGAUCUCAUGCUCUCCUCUAGAGAUGAUGAAGAAACAUGUGGCUGGUGCCAGGGGCUCCCUGGUGGAGCCAGGGCUGGAGUGGCAGGCAGGUAGCAGACCUACGUCCCGUCUUGGAGGCAGCAUCCUCUUUGGUAAACUGGUACCCACCACCAGGGAGAGUCCUGCCGUGGAACCACUGGGCACAAAAUUAUCAGCUCUGCCGCCUCACAAGGCUCCAGGGCUCAAAAAGGUGCCAGGACAGCUGCCCCUACUCUAUAAUGAUGAUUCUCCUGCUGAGAAGCUCGAAAACUCCAGACCCCUGGAGCGGUGGAGCCCAGAACUGAAGACCCAGAGCAAACUGAACACCAGGCCUGGCAAGAUCAUCCUCUUCUCGGAGCCUGGCUGCCGAGGCAGUGUCAAAGAGAUCUGGGACGAUGUGGCUGACACCUCCUCCUGGGCCCACGUAGCCUCCGUCAGGGUAGUGCGAGGCUGCUGGGUGCUUUAUGAAGAGCCAGAGUUUCAGGGUCAGAAGCUGGUCCUGCCAGAAGGAGAGGUGGAACUCCGGGCCCUGGGCUCAGCAUGGAAGACCCAAGGUGUUGGCUCCCUGAGGAGGGGUGUCCGGGACUAUCUGACCCCAAGGAUCAGCCUGUACUCUGAGAAGGGCCUCACAGGAGAGCAGGUGGUGCUAACUGAGAUCUUGGAGACCCCUCGACACCUGGAGAGGCCCCUACAGGUGGCCUCUGCCUCUGUUGCUGCAGGACUGUGGCUGCUGUACCCCAAACCCUGCUUUGAAGGCACUCCCUGUAUCCUGGAGCCCGGGGAGUACCCCACCUUGGAGGCCUGGGGUGCCUCUAACCACAGUGUGGGCUCCCUGAAGCCCAUGACAUUGGGCUGCCCAAGUGUGGAAAAGCCAGGAGAACCCAAGGCUGUGGUGUACGAGGCCCCCGGCUUUCAGGGCCAGAGCUGGGAAGUUUGCAGAGACAUUUACAACCUGCAGCAACCAGAGGACAGUCAGAGCCCCAACUUGACCUCUGUGGGGUCCCUACGAGUACUUGGGGGCUGCUGGGUGGGCUACGAGAAGGAGGGAUUCCGGGGACACCAGUAUCUGCUGGAAGAGGGAGAAUAUCCCGACUGGUCACACUGGGGAGGCUUUGAUGAGCUGCUCACCUCCCUGCGGGUCAUCCGGACGGACUUUGGGGAUCCGGCCGUGGUGCUGUUUGAAGCGAUGGACUUCGAAGGGCACAGCGUGGAGGUGAGCGAAGCCCUGGCGGACGUGGAACUGGCGGGCUACGGCCCGCACACGCAGGCCAUCCAUGUGCUCAGCGGCGUGUGGGUGGCCUAUCAGGAAGUGGGAUUCUCCGGCGAGCAGUACGUGCUGGAGAAAGGCGUGUACCGCAACUGCGACGACUGGGGCUCUGGCCACAGCGCCCUCGCCUCGUUGCAGCCGGUUCUGCAGGUCGGGGAACACAAUCUACACUUUGCCUCGAAGGUUCAGCUGUUCUCUGGCCCUGAUUUCCUGGGCGACCACAUCUCCUUCGAGGAUGACCAGGCCGCUCUGCCCCUCUCCUUCCAGCCUCAGUCUUGCCGUGUCCACGGUGGCAGCUGGAUCCUGUUUGACCAGAAGAACUUUGAGGGUGAACAGCACAUCCUCUCUGAGGGUGAGUUCCCCACGCUCACAGCCAUGGGCUGCUCAGCCUCCACAGUCCUGGGAUCUCUUCGGAAGGUACCCCUGCACUUUUCAGAACCUUCCAUUUUCCUGUAUGGACGGGAGUGCUUUGAAGGGAAAGAGAUCGAGCUCAGCAGGGAGGUGCGGAGCCUACAAGCUGAGGGCUUCAACAACCAUGUACUCUCCGUGCGGAUCAAGGGGGGCAGCUGGGUGUUGUGUGAGCACAGCGACUUUCGGGGCCGCCAGUGGCUGUUGGGCAGCUGCGAGAUUACCAACUGGCUGACCUAUAGCGGGACGCAGAGGGUGGGCUCCCUCUACCCCAUCAAGCAGCGCCGGGCUUAUUUUCGACUGUGGAAUGAGGCACUGGGGGGAUUCCUGGCAAUGCCAGACCACGUAGAAGACAUGAAGGCAGGCCGUGUGGUGGUGUCUGAGCCCCAAGCAGGAGGCAGCUGUAUCUGGUACUACGAAGAAGGACUGCUGAAGAACCAGAUGGCCCCUACCAUGAGCUUGCAGGUGAUUGGGCCCCCCAGCCUGGGCUCCAAGGUGGUACUGUGGGCUGAGAGCCGCCUGCCCCGCCAGACAUGGAGCAUCAGUGAACUGGGACACAUCUGCAGCCAGAUGUUCGAAGGCCGGAUCCUAGAUGUGAAGGGUGGCCGAGGCUAUGACCGGGACCAUGUGGUGCUGUGGGAGCCAACCAAGGACAGGUCAUCCCAGAUCUGGACUGUCCAUGUGCUUUAA
Molecule: messenger RNA, 4608 nt
Organism: Suncus etruscus (white-toothed pygmy shrew)
Lineage: Eukaryota; Metazoa; Chordata; Mammalia; Eulipotyphla; Soricidae
Gene: CRYBG2
Product: crystallin beta-gamma domain containing 2
Exons: 20
Coding region: 1-4608 (1535 amino acids)
Source: RefSeq, a predicted model, not a curated record